Penicillium chermesinum is the source of this 1941-nucleotide messenger RNA. Its product is annotated as NADPH oxidase family protein. The coding region runs from base 1 to 1941 and encodes 646 amino acids. The record is from RefSeq and is a predicted model, not a curated record. Lineage: Eukaryota; Fungi; Ascomycota; Eurotiomycetes; Eurotiales; Aspergillaceae. Gene Ontology annotation, cellular component: plasma membrane. Gene Ontology annotation, biological process: copper ion import; intracellular iron ion homeostasis; iron ion transport. The transcript is spliced from 7 exons. Gene Ontology annotation, molecular function: ferric-chelate reductase activity.
AUGGUAACAUCUUGGUCCCCUGAAAAGCAGGACGUCCUUGAGCUUUUUGUUCAAUCUAAAAAGGGCCUCACCGAGAACAUCCGUCACCGAGCAGCUCUGGAGGGCCAUACGUCCUUGACGGCCUUCGUUAGCGGCCCAUACGGCGUAAGCAAGUCUGUCGACAUGUAUGAAUGCAUCCUAGCAGUCGCAACCGAUUUUGGCAUUGCAGGAGUCAUCUCUUAUCUUAAAAAGCUUCUAUAUGGGUAUAACACCUCCACCUCGCACGUCCGCCGGGUGCACUUUGUAUGGCAAGUUCAAACAUUAGACAUUGCUGUAGCAGCCCAACCAUUACUUAAUAGUUUACUGAGUGACGACGUCUUGGACGAUGGCUAUGUGAAGCAUGGCAAGCCUUUCGGCCACCAUCGCCGAGCGACAGUCUUCAAUGGAACGCCGCAUUACGAGAACAUAAUUGCAGAAGAGGCCUCCGGCCGGAAAGUCAGAAGAUUGGCGAACACACAUGAAGUUCGUGGUGAUGUGCUUGUACUUGAGGAUGAGAAAGUGGGGUUGGAUGAUCUAAGUGUCCUAUGGGAAGAUGAAGAUCCUAUAGAAUGGGAUACCUGGCUUGCAACGGAUGCAUUUCAGGAUAAUGAGAGCCCGAACCUCUCAUAUUUCACCUCAAACUACUUUGAGUAUAGCAACCAGGCUCCUAAUCAACGAGAACAUACUCCUCGUGCUCUCAUGAAGCAGUCAGAAGGUCCCCUCUUAGUUACAUCUGAGGGCAUAGCUAAGUCUUUAUCGACGGCAUAUUCUUCCCAAGAGCCAAAUGAUCUCCGCGCGCUAUGCCUCUUAGACAGGAAUCCGCAACUCAAGCAGCCCACAGAUGAAGGUGGCUUUAUGAAAGAGUCGGCCACUCUGAGCAUAUGCGAAACUCUGAUGGAUCAACAUGGCUCUUUCCAGCUCGAAAAUGGAAGCCAGCACAAUGCUCUAUCCUUAACAACAGAGGCCAAACCGCAGUCUACUAAGGUGGAUACACCCAAUUCACUGAAACAGCCAGUUCUGAUUUUAGAGCGGACGCAUGAAUAUACUGACUGCAUAAAGACAAUAUGUGAAAUCACCACUGGCCAAAUGUUGACUGAAAGUCAAUCUCAAGAAAUCAAGAAUUGUGGCGAUGAUCUAUUAAAGGCCAUGCAGUCAGAAGGCGUGGUUACGAAGUUAAAGUUACUUCUGGCCGAAUGCCAUAUGCAUACAUUACUUGAUGUUGACUCAAACCGCUUCAAUUCCUCAGUGACAGCGUGUGUGACAUAUUUGGCUUGUAUCAAUUCUAUAACCGGUUCCGGUUCGAACUUCAAUGCUGUGCGGCGCCGUAUUGCACAAGUUUGUCUUCAUAUCCAUUUCGAGAACCUGAUCAAUUCUUUGAAGACGUCGGAAAAGAAGGGAUUUCCUAUAAGGCGCAAUGGUCGCUCGAUUUCCACGAUUGCCAGGGAUUCAAUUUUACAGGCUCUCCAUGGCCAUCCAUUCUUUCCACGGAAAACAGAUCGGGAUAUACUGAGUGACCAAUGCCGCUGGGGUGAGCGUUGGUGGAAAAUGGCUACUUGCAUUGGCCUUGGUGUUUUGAUUCUAGCCACUGACGACUUGGCAAGUCAAAUAGGCAAAAGGACAGCAUUUCGAAAUAAAAUGGUAGAUACGUUGGGCAUUUAUCUUCUGAACCGCUACCCAUCUAUUGCUAGUCUCUACCAAAUAUUUGAGCCUUUUGCUGUUGGCCUUAUGCUAAGUGGUGAUAGAUCUUGCUCUCAUGAAGACCUAGACUAUUUCCUACAAGCACUUAUAAAGAGUGGACCACAUAAGCCAGACAAGCCGGAGAAAUGGCAUUUGCUCAAUCUCGAAUCCCAAUCGCAGCUUGCGGCUUCUCGUCUGGUCUUAUUACAGCGUUCCCAGGCUACUAUUACCAAUCAAAAGUGUUGA